Vicia faba (fava bean) is the source of this 1812-nucleotide messenger RNA. NCBI's taxonomy places the organism in Eukaryota, Viridiplantae, Streptophyta, Magnoliopsida, Fabales, Fabaceae. The record is from the annotation of a GenBank genome assembly.
AUGCUUAUGUGGAAGUCUACACCAAAGAAUGCGCUAUUAUUAAAAAAACUGGGGGAUGAACUUUUGGAAGAAGCAAAAAUGGAAGCUAUCGAAGAAGAAGAUCGUGUCAUCGAAAAGGAUCAAGCUCUGCUUCCUGCAUUGUUAGGUAGCUGUAACGAUCGUGCUAAACAGCUUCACGCUUCUCCUUCUGGUAGACUUCUUACUGCACUGGUAUGUGAAUACCUUGACUGGGCACAGCUUAUUUGGUGUAGUGUAGGGACGCCAUUCACCGCUACUACUGAAGCCGGUACUUCAUCAGCUUUAAGCUCAGAUCCUGGAACUUCACCGUUCUGUAUUCCAGAGAUGAAUGGUGAGACGAAGAGAGAAGAAACCAUUAAGGAAAGUCAUGAACUUUGUGAUACAUCAGACACAGAAAGUGAAAGUCUGUCGACAUCUUCGGCUAGCUUUAGAUACCAACCGUGGAUCACAGAAUUGCUUUUACAUCAACAAUCAUCUCAACGCAACGGAGAAAGAUCAGAGGUGUAUCAUGGUAUGCCUCAGGCAACUACAACCAAGGCUUUGCUAGAAAAGUAUUCUAGGCUUGAUAGAGGAGCUGGAAUGGAAAUGUCGGCAGCAUAUAGAAAUGACUCGGAUUUUAGUGGUAAUUUAAGAGAAGCGAUAGCAUUAUCAGGAAAUGCUCCACUUGGUCCACCUCCAUUGUGUUCGAUAUGUCAACACAAGGCACCUGUUUUUGGAAAACCUCCAAGGUGGUUCAGCUAUGCUGAGUUGGAACUCGCUACCGGGGGAUUUUCACAAGCCAACUUCUUGGUAGAAGGAGGGUAUGGAUCGGUUCAUCGAGGGGUUCUACCAGAAGGACAAGUCAUUACUGUCAAGCAACAUAAAUUGGCUAGUUCUCAAGGUGAUGUCGAGUUUUGCUCUGAAGUAGAAGUCCUGAGCUGUGCUCAGCACCGAAAUGUUGUUAUGCUGAUUGGAUUCUGUAUAGAGGAUAAGAGAAGGCUUCUGGUUUACGAGUACAUAUGCAAUGGAUCAUUGGAUUCACAUUUAUAUGGGCGACAAAGAGAUCCAUUAGAAUGGUUUGCGAGGCAGAAAAUUGCUGUUGGAGCUGCUCGCGGGUUAAGGUAUCUUCACGAAGAGUGCAGAGUUGGUUGUAUCAUCCACCGCGACAUGAGGCCGAACAACAUUCUCAUAACUCAUGAUUUUGAACCUCUGGUUGGUGAUUUUGGAUUGGCAAGGUGGCAACCUGAUGGAGACAUGGGUGUGGAUACUAGAGUAAUUGGAACAUUUGGGUAUUUGGCUCCUGAAUAUGCUCAAAGCGGCCAAAUCACCGAAAAAGCCGAUGUUUAUUCCUUUGGGGUGGUAUUGGUGGAGCUUGUUACCGGUAGAAAAGCUGUCGAUCUCACUCGGCCAAAGGGACAACAGUGCCUAACUGAGUGGGCCCGGCCACUGUUAGAAGAAUAUGCCAUUGACGAACUGAUUGACCCGAGACUUGGACGUCUCUAUUUAGAACAUGAAGUCUAUUGCAUGUUGCAUGCUGCUUCAUUAUGCAUAAGGAGAGAUCCUCAUUGUAGACCACGCAUGUCACAGGUUCUCCGAAUUCUAGAGGGAGACAUGGUGAUGGACACAAAUUACAUUUCAACUCCGGGCUAUGAUGUCGGAAAUAGAAGUGGUCGCAUUUGGUCAGAGCCACUGCAGAGACAGCAUCAUUACAGCGGUCCCCUCUUAGAAGAUUCAUUAGAGUCAUCAUUCAGUGGAAAGCUAUCUCGUGACAAGUACAAACCUUUCUAUUGGGAUAGGAGUAGGGACAAGCCUUAA